This is a messenger RNA of Heterotrigona itama, 1375 nucleotides long. The record is from the annotation of a GenBank genome assembly. NCBI's taxonomy places the organism in Eukaryota, Metazoa, Arthropoda, Insecta, Hymenoptera, Apidae.
ACUGUUUCGCCUGUUAUGUUCUGUUAAAAGACUUCUCUGGUUGUUGUUCUUGACUCCUACUUCCUCGCGGUUGCACGAUCCAUGGAGGGGUUACAGGAUUAUUACGUACGAUUACGUUAUUGGGCCGGACCAUGCUAACCAUGUGCCCUGAGAAGCGUGGAAAAACUCGAAGAAGGGAGCGAUCGAGGGAGAAGGAGACUGCGUGCAUGUUGUCGACUCUCGGCAAAAAGGGGGUGUUGCCUCUUCAGUAACGAAGUGAACACGUUCCGUGACGCUACCAGUUUCUCUCUGUCUAUUUCUGGACUCGUAUGGUGUUGUCUUCAACGUUAUUAAGCGCCCGUAUUACUUAUUCGGUGUCAAAUAAUUAUCGAUUAAAUUGAAUCGGAAACUAUUUAGGUCUUAAAGAUCAACAUGUUCUUCAGAGUAACAUGGAUGUUGGUCAUCUUCGGUCUGGUUGUCUUAGCACAAUCCGCUUUACGAUGUUGGGAUUGCGCUUCCAACAUGAACGCACUGUGUGGUGAUCCACUAAACAUCACGGAGCAUCAAACAAUGUUCCACACGAAAAUUUGCGAAACUGGAUCUUACGAAACGUCAAAACAUAUAUGCCGGAAAAUCGUGAAAAGAGUAAAUGGUGAUCGAGUAGUGAUUCGCCAGUGUUCUACACCUAACGUUGAUGAGGUAGAUAUCGACGAUGGUCCUUGCAGCGCCUCGGCAAUUUCAGGUCGAAACGUAAUCGAAUCCUGCCAUAUUUGUAGCACUGACCUCUGCAAUUCUGCGACAGGCACUUCAAUUACGCAAUCACUGUUCAUCAUUGCGCUAGCCGUUGUCAGCUACUGUUCCCUCCGAUCGAAAUACAAUUUCCUUACAUAACGAGAUUCUAACCGAAAAGAUAAAAUCUAUUAUUUUUAAACUCAACAAUUAUCUGAAAGAGCGCCAUUUUAAAUAAUCUUGAAUUCAAACGUGACUAGCAUUUUCUCAAAUAAAUUUUAUUUUAAAAAGAUUAUUUUUACGUUCUCCCUAUUAUUUUCUCGUGCUAUAAUAACAAUUUGGUUAAACUGUCAAUUACUAAAUAAAAUUACUUGUUCUUGAAGGGUAAGACAAUUUUAAAUUUUAUUAGCGUAAUAAAUGAUGUUAUAUUGGUUUCACGUAAUCGUCCAAGUUCGCUAAGGUUUUUAUAGUUAGGCGUACCUCGUUAGUCGCAUACUAAAUAGAACAGUUAACAUAUAUUACGGUAGCUGCGUCACUCUGCUGAAAGCUUUAGUUAAUCUAAUAGUCUAUUUAAUUACGAUAUUUUCGUAAAAAAAAAAAACAACUACUCUAAAUAAAAUUAUGAUAUUCUUGUACAAUUUGUGUAUAUAAAUUUUUACAGGUGUGA